UGUCGCGUUCGGGUUCUUUGUGCAUAUUUAGUGCUUGACUUAGAAUUUUUCUUUUAUAAUGUCGUCUAAAUACGCCUACCAGUUAAUACCAGAGUCUUUCCUUCUUGGCGAGGAGGAGAUGGCUAUAGAGUCGAAAGUGAGAAAGAUGACCGUGGAGUCGAAAGUCAUAUCUGGCACAGCGGUGGCCAAGAAAAUACGUGAGGAACUGCGCCAGCAGGUGGAUGAGCUGAGGGCAGCGGGCGCUCAGUUUGUGCCCGGACUGAGAAUCGUGCAGGUGGGCGGUCGAGAGGACUCGAAUGUUUACAUACGCAUGAAGAUGAAGGCUGCCAAGGAAAUUGGCAUCAAUGCAGUACACGUUCAGCUUCCCAGAUCCGUUACCGAACUAGAGCUGAUCGAUAAGCUGAACGACCUUAAUGUCGAUCCUCUGGUGCACGGCAUAAUUGUGCAGAUGCCUUUGGACUGCGACACGGCCAUCGAUCCUCAUCGGAUCACAGACGCCGUCUCUCCUGCUAAGGAUGUGGACGGUCUUCAUACAGUGAACGAAGGUCGCCUUGCCGUCGGCGAUCUCAAUGGCUUUCUGCCCUGCACACCUUGGGGCUGCCUCGAGCUAAUCCGAAGCACAGGUGUGGAGAUCGCUGGCGCUCGAGCUGUUGUCCUUGGUCGCAGCAAAAUAGUGGGCACACCUGCUGCCGAGCUACUUAAGUGGGCUAAUGCGACAGUUACCGUGUGCCACUCGAAGACGAAGAACCUGGAGGAGAUCACGCGUAGCGCUGAUAUUUUGCUGGUGGGCAUUGGAGUGGCCGAGCUGGUCAAGGGCAGCUGGAUAAAGCCCGGUGCCGUGGUCAUCGACUGUGGCAUCAAUGUGAAACCAGACGCAUCUAAGCCGAACGGUACCCGUUUGGUGGGUGACGUUGACUACGAACAGGCGAAGAUGGUGGCGGGCUAUCUAACACCUGUGCCUGGAGGCGUGGGACCCAUGACCGUGGCCAUGCUCAUGAAGAACACUGUGGUGUCGGCUACCAGAGCAGCGACUACUGCUAGGAGCAACAAAUGGUCACUGCAGGUGCUGCCACUGCGCCUAGUCAGACCUGUGCCGUCCGAUAUAGAUAUCGCGCGUGCGCAGCGACCUAAGCAUAUUGGAAAGCUGGCCGAAGAAAUUGGACUGCUGCCGAAUGAGGUGUCGAUGUAUGGCAGUCGUAAGGCCAAGAUCUCGUUGAGCGUGAUCGAGCGCUUAAAGGAUCAGCAAGUGGGCAAGUAUGUCGUUGUAGCGGGCAUCACGCCGACACCUUUGGGAGAGGGUAAGACGACCACGCUGAUGGGCUUGGUGCAAGCGCUGGGUGCGCACAAGCACCGCAACGUGAUUGCUGCACUGCGUCAGCCAUCGCAGGGACCCACGUUUGGCAUCAAGGGUGGAGCAGCGGGUGGUGGCUAUGCCCAGGUAAUCCCCAUGGAGGAGUUCAAUUUGCAUCUUACAGGUGAUAUACAUGCUGUAGCCGCAGCCAACAAUUUAGUGGCCGCACAACUAGACACGCGCAUCUUCCACGAGGCAACGCAGACGGAUAAGGCACUGUACAAUCGGCUGGUGCCAAAGAUCAAGGGUCAGCGCAAGUUCUCCCCCAUCCAGCUGCGCCGCUUGCAGCGCUUGGGCAUAGACAAAACGGAACCCGAUGAGCUAAGCGAAACAGAAGCCGCCGCCUUUUCACGACUCAACAUUGAUGUGGACACCAUCAUGUGGGAGCGUGUGGUGGACAUUAAUGACAGAUAUCUGCGAGAAAUCACGAUUGGCGAGUCACCCAGCGAGAAGGGCCUCAGCCGCAAGACGCGCUUUUCUAUUGCGGUGGCCAGUGAGAUUAUGGCAGUGCUCGCGCUCUCCUCCAGCUUGGCAGACAUGAAGUGUCGGCUAGGAGAAAUGGUCGUAGCAUUUAACAAGGAAGGCCUUCCCGUCACAACGGAUGAUCUGGGUGUAACUGGUGCACUGGCUGUGCUGCUGAAGGAUGCGCUGGAACCGAAUCUAAUGCAAUCGCUUGAGGGCACUCCAGUGCUGGUGCACGCAGGUCCCUUUGCCAACAUUGCUCACGGGUGUAAUUCGAUCAUUGCCGAUGAGAUUGGCCUCAAGCUGGUGGGCAGCCAAGGCUUCGUGUGCACUGAGGCGGGCUUUGGCUCCGACAUUGGCAUGGAGAAGUUCUGCAACAUUAAAUGCCGCAACUCGGGUCGAAAGCCCGAUGCCAUGGUCCUGGUGACAACGGUCAGAGCAAUUAAAAUGCAUGGCGGUGGUGCUCCAGUCACGCCAGGUACGCCUCUCAACAAACAGUAUACAGAGGAGAAUCUGGAACUGCUCGAGAAGGGAUUGCCCAAUCUAUUGCAACACAUCUCCAAUGGCUGCUCCUUUGGCAUGCCUGUUGUGGUGACGAUCAAUGCCCAUGUGGCUGAUACACCGGCCGAGCAUGAGCUAUUGAAGAAGGCCGCUUUGGAGGCGGGCGCCUUUGCUGCAGUGGUCUCAACCCACUGGGCAGACGGUGGCGCCGGUGCAGUCCCAGUGGCCGAUGCUGUCAUCGAGGCCUGCGAACGGAAGAAUGAAUUUAAGUUGCUUUACGAACCGAAUCUGCCUCUGGAGGAUAAAAUGAAUAAGAUUGCGCAGACCAUGUACGGAGCGGGCCAAGUGGAACUUAGCCAGGAGGCCAAGGAUCAGAUCAAACGGUUGACCGAUGCAGGCUUUGGGUCUCUUCCUAUCUGCAUGUCAAAGACCUCCGGCUCGGUCACUGGUGAUGCCAACAUUAAAGGAGCCCCCAAGGGCUUUACCCUUAAGGUGCAGAAUGUCUAUGUGUCCGCCGGGGCCGGCUUUGUGGUGGCCAUGUGUGGGGACAUCACCAAAAUGCCGGGAUUGUCUACUCGCCCAGCCAUCUAUGACAUCGAUCUGAACACCGAGACUGGGCAAAUCGAAGGAUUGUUUUAAAAAUUCAACAUGGACAACAAAAGUCGAAAGAUUUUUAUGAAAUCAAUAGAUUCGUGGGAAAACAUUGGGAAACCCACUAAUAUAAGUUUUACUAGUUGUGACCUUUUGUAAAUAUAUAUUCUGCCCAAUGUUAAAUAUCAA
Molecule: messenger RNA, 3094 nt
Organism: Drosophila hydei
Lineage: Eukaryota; Metazoa; Arthropoda; Insecta; Diptera; Drosophilidae
Gene: pug
Product: C-1-tetrahydrofolate synthase, cytoplasmic
Exons: 6
Coding region: 59-2953 (964 amino acids)
Biological process (GO): tetrahydrofolate interconversion
Cellular component (GO): cytosol
Molecular function (GO): formate-tetrahydrofolate ligase activity; methylenetetrahydrofolate dehydrogenase (NADP+) activity; methenyltetrahydrofolate cyclohydrolase activity
Source: RefSeq, a predicted model, not a curated record